This is a messenger RNA of Symbiodinium sp. CCMP2456, 4122 nucleotides long. NCBI's taxonomy places the organism in Eukaryota, Dinophyceae, Suessiales, Symbiodiniaceae. The record is from the annotation of a GenBank genome assembly.
AUGAAUCAGGCUGCCGGACACAUCUUGCGCUGGAUGCAAGACGAGGCGCUCGAGGUCAACGUGUUUCACACCUCCGCUGUUCUGUCUGCUUGUUCGAGAAGCGUGCAGUGGCAGCUGGCCUUGGACUUGCUGCAAUGCCACGAAGUUGUCAACGAAGUCGGAUUCAACGCCUUUCUUGACUCCUGCGAAAAGGCCGGGCGCACGGACCUAGCCUUCAAGAUGUUUGCAACGAUGUCAGAGCGGUCCCUGCAGCCAGAUGUCAUAAGCUGCAACACGGCCCUGCGUGCAGCGAGCUCCUCCCAACACUGGCAGCAGGGACUCGCCUUCCUCGAUGGAGCUGAGGUCGACGUGAUCAGUUACACCUCAUGUAUGAGCUGUUGCCAGGGGGACUUGUGGCAGGUUGCACUGGCUUUUUGGGAUCUGAUCCAAAUCGCGCACUUCGAGCCCAGCUCCCGGGCUUUCAAUUCGGCCAUCCAUGCAGUUCGUGCAGAGUGGACAGUGGCUCACCAGAUUUUCCAAGAAAUGCUGGCAUCAGGGACGUCGGCGGAUCCGUACACCUUGAGCUCGUUAGUUCACACAUCUUGGGAACUGGCUUUCAACAUCAGAAGCAUUGGACUUGCCCGGAUCGACGGGGCUGCAUGCAACGCACUUCUGGACAGCGGGCCUUGGACUGUGGGCUUGGAGAUUUUGCAGGACAUGAAGCUAGAGAGGAUCUAUGUGGGGUGUGUCGGCUACACAGCCUUGGGACGAGCAAUUGGAUCUCUUCGCUGGAGCCAGGGGGAAGCCCUCUUGUCGCAGAUGCGCCGAAUGGAGGUGCAGGCGGACAGCUUCUCCACAAACUUGGCGAUUGGCCUUUCCGAAGAGGGUGACUGGCAAUCGGCUUGCUCGGCAUUGCGGGAUGUGUCGGGAACUUCGCUGGCGCCAGAUGAAAUUGGUGUCAGCACGGCUCUCAGCACAUGCGAGCAGUCGUCACAGUGGCGCUGGGCAGCACGGCUGUUCGCGCACACCGAAGCUGUGCAGAAGAUUGGCUCCAGAGUGGUUGCCAUGAAUGCGGCCCUCGGUGCUUUCGCAAAGAGCCUUCAGUGGGGCUGGGCAAUGCGCUUUCUACACCAGAUGCUUGAAGGCACUACGCAGCCCAAUGUCGUAUCACUCUCGACCUCCAUCAGCGCCUGUGAGAAAAUUGGCUACUGGAGAGUCGCCCUCUUCAUCUUCACGGCUUUCAGAAGCGCGCAGCUCAAGGACCCUGGUGCUGUCUUCGGCUGCAGCGCUGCGAUCAGUGCCUGCGAGAAGGGUCGGCAGUGGCGGCUUGCUCUGUCUACACUGAGCCGUUCGCGGCACAAUCGGGUGCUGCUAAGCGAGAUAUCCUUCUCUGCUGCCAUCAGCGCAUGUGAAAAAGGCCACGAGUGGAGGUUCUCCCUGCUGCUGCUCGAUGCCCUCGCACCUGCGAACCUCCAAAUGGGCGGCGUUAGUUUCGAUGCGGCCAUUAGCGCCUGCCAGAAAGGCGAAGCUGCAUCGCAUGGAACAAGUGGGCACAGUCUGGGUGCUGCUCUCACAGCCUGUGAGAGAAGUGGGAAUUGGGAUGUGGCUUUGGAUGCCUGGCAGAGGAUGCAGAGCCAGUGCUUGUCGUUGGAUGAGACAAGCAUCAGUGCAAUUGUCAAUUCGUGUCGCAAUGGUGGUCGCUGGCAGCUGGCGUUGCAGAUCACCAGCUCAGGCAGUAUGCCCGCGCACUUGCGAUCAGCGGGUGUGGGCGCCUGCGAAGCAUCGGAUGUGCCGGCAGAGGGUCUUGGUGUCGGCGUCAUGCUGAAAAUGAGUGCAGAUCUUACACCACUUCUCAGGGUGAAGGAGACGCUUGGACGGGCGCCUGGCAUCGAGGAGGCCGUGCAAGAAUGGAGGAGGAGUCCGUGGCUGGGAACGGGAUUCCUUGGCGACGUUGCAAAGAAGAAGGGGCCGGAGGCUGCCCUGGGAGUCUUGGAGUAUCUGUCUUCACGAGAGGUGGAGGUCAACACCUUUCAUUACAACUCUGUCAUCUCGGCGAGCGGGAGGGACUGGGAGUUGGCGCUGCAGCUGCUGGAGCAGAUGAAAGACGGGAGGGUGUCGCCAAGUGAAGUCAGCUACGGUGCCGCAAUCAAGGCCUGCAGCAAAGGCAGACAGUGGCAGCAUGCGCUCGGAUUAUUGUUUGCAAUGGGACUCGAACCCAAUGUGGUGGUGUAUACUGCUGCGAUCAGCUCAUUAGAGACGAGAGCACAAUGGGAAAUUGCCGUUGCACUGCUUGAGCUCAUGUCCAUGCAGUCCCUCCGUGCGGACGUGACCUGCCUCAGCGCAGCCAUGCGGACGGCCAAGAUGAACUGGGAGAUUUCUUUGCAGCUUUUCGAGAGCAUCAUUGACAAGGAACUGGCACCGGACCUUAUCAGUUUCAACACCCUGAUCAGCUCGUGCGAAGAGCAGGGCCUUUGGAAGGAAUCAUUGAAGAUCCUGAACUCUGCAUCAGAAUUCACUUUGCAUCCUAACGCGGUGAGCUACAAUGCUGCAGUGGCCGUUCAACGAUCUGCAGGAGAGUGGGAGGUAGCGCUCAGUCUGCUGGACCAGAUGCGAUCAAGUGGCCUUCUGCCGGGCCUCAUCACUUACAACGCCUGCAUCAGCUCUUGCCAAAAGAGUGCCAUGUGGGAGGUGGCCCUGCGCCUUUUCGAGGAAGCCAAACGCGUCGGGCUGCAGGCUGACGUCAUUAGCUUUACUGCCGUGAUCAGCGUGUUUGGGCAGGUCCGCCAGACUUGGCAGCUGUCACUACAACUCCUGCGGGACAUGGAUGGAUUUUCUGUUGCGCCAAACGCCCUCACAUAUGGCGCAUGCAUCGCUGCAGUAGCACGGGCUGAACAGUGGCAGACAGCCUUAGCAUUGCUGGUCAAGGCUUGUGGCGAGAAAGCGGCCCCAGUAGCAACCUUCAAUGCCGCCUUGAGUGCCACUGAAAAGGGGGAACAAUGGCAGAAGGCUUUGCAGCUCCUCGAGUGGAUGGACGUCUUGUCAGUGAUACCGGAUGACAUCAGCUGGAACUCUUGCAUCAGUGCUUGCGAGAAGUGUGGACAGUGGCAGACAGCUCUGACCAUGCUUGACGCCAUGACGCACAGAAAUCGCCAUCCCGACGAGAUCACGUUCAAUGCAGCGAUCAGUGCUUGCGAGAAAGGUGGUCAGUGGGAGAUGGCAAUGGCGCUGUUGAGUGCUAUGCCAGAAAAGCGAGUUGCCCCUGGGGUCGUCAGCAUCAAUGCCGCCAUGGGCGCUUGUGGGGCGCGAUGGCAGAUGGCAUUGCUUCUACUCUUCGGCAUGCCGUCCUUCAAGGCUCAGGCAUCUGUGGUCAGCUUCAGCACGGCGAUGAGCGCCUGCGAGCGUGCAGGCGAAUGGGAGCUGGUGUUGAGCCUGCUGAGCUCCCACCAGCCCAUGGCCAUGGCAGAUCCGGUCUGCGUCAGUACAGCGAUUACAGCCUGUGGAAAGGCCAAUCAAUGGCCUUUAGGCCUCUUUCUUCUAAGGUCAAUCGCAGAACCUGACAGCGUCUGCUUCAAUGCGGCCAUCAGCGCCUGCGCAGCCGAUCCUUACCAGUGGCACUUGACCUUGGACCUGUUGCAGAGUAUGAAGGAGCGAGGAAUGCCUCUCAGCGAGAUUACGUUCAGCGCCAUCAUCAGUGGCUUGACACACUGGGCCCUCGCCGUGCAAAUAUUGGAGGAGAUGCUGCAACAGAAGAUCUUUGCGAACGACAUCACUUACAGCUGCGUGAUCAACGUGUGCACCAAGGCGACUCAAUGGGCUCCAGCUCUCGAGUUGCUUCGGUUCUUUUCCACCCGGACCACGCCUAAUCUCAUCGCGUACACUGGUGCCAUAUGUGCAUGUGAGGAGAGUUGCCAGUGGCGGGCGACAUUGGAUAUCUUGCAGCAGAUGUCUGAAAGACGCAUCGCUCCGAAUUUGCCAAGCCUUAGCAUGACGACUGAAGCUCUGUGGAAGAGCAGUCAGAUGCAGAUGGCCGGGCAACUUGCAGGCCGAAUCUCACAGGAGACACUACUCUUCUUCAUGUCCCUGAGAAGAAUCGCCGAAGACGAAGCUGCCGCACAAAGGGCAACAUCUUUGAGUGGGGGAUGA